AAUAUUCCAUUAAUUGCAAUUUUCAUUUUCUCAAUGAAUGAAUGGUUUUUGUCUUUCAGGUUUUAUACUAGGGACCAUAAUGUGGGUUUGCUAUUUUUGGGAAGAAUCGGUGAGGGACCAUGUGGGUUUCCUUAAGAAAGUGGAUUUUGAGCGGGAUUGUUGUAUUGUAUCUGGUGGUUUUGGGAUCAUCCAGAUGCUUAACACAACAUUUCUAAGGGUUAUAUGGAAAUGCCCAUUUGGGAUUUUUUGAGUUUCUCUAGCAGAAUGUUCAGUUGUAGUUCUGAGAAUCAUUGUAGGCCUAGUUUAGGAAACUUGUAAUGGCUGUGAGUAUCUAUCGAGAAGCUUUGAUGUGGGUUUUCAGUUCGAGGAUGCCUGUUUCGAGCAUUUUUGAAUGAAUUUCUGGUCUACUUUCAAUGCAUCGUAUGCAUGGUGGAAGUAGUAAUGUUGGCUAUGGAGGAGACCCUUUUUGUUUUUUUAAGUAGUUUGAUAUCGUUAUAAACUAGUGCCAUGAUGGAGUUUAAGAAGAUUCAUGAGGACCCCACUGUGUCUACUCAGGGACCAUUCAUAGAUUCUGUUAAAGCAAACAUUUUCUCUGUAUUUUAUUAGAUUUUUAAAUCUCUGGGUGUUGCAGUCGCUGUCGGUUCACUGUUGCUUCCUCUGUCUCUUCUUAAAAAGUGUAUACAGCAUAUGCCUCAGAAACUGUUGGUUGUUUUUGUGAUAUGUACCUUGGAGUAUUUGUUUUGCUUCCUUUUUUUAAUAGAUAUUCCUCAGAUAUUAUUGCUUUCUGUGUCAUUGUAGUAUAUGCCUUUGAAUUCUUGCUCUCUGUGUCUUAUGUAGUGUAAGCCUUAUGUACCUGUUUCCAAGUCUGUCAUAAAAUAUUAUCUCUAAAAUGUCUCUACAGUCGCCUCCUCGUCCUACUCAUUCCCAACUUGUAGAUUCCCAACAAGAGGAUCAUCAACACCGCCACCCAUAUGAAAGUCACAAAGAGAAGCAGAAUCAAGAGCAGCAAAAUGCACAACUACUCCGGCAAGAGCAGCAGCAGCAGUUACAGAAGAUUAAGGAAGAGCACCAGCAGCAGUUGCAGAAGAUUAAGGAAGAGCACCGGCAGCAGUUACAGAAGAUUGAGGAAGAGCAGCAAAUGCUACAGGAGCAUCAGCAAGAGAAGCAGCAUCUAUGUCCAAAUCAGCAGCAGCAGCCAAACCGACCCGAAUGUCAGCAAAAGCAGCUAGACUGUCCAUACGAAGAGCAGCAGCAGUACCAAGACCAAGACCAACAAGAGCAAAAUACUUUUCAGGACCCGCAACAGCAGCAGCAGCAACAUCAACAGCACCCGCAUGAAUGUAAGCAAGAACAACCAAAUUCUUGCCAAUAUCAACACGAGCAGCAUAACUUACAGAAAGAAAAGAAAGAGCGGCAGGAGGCAAACCUGAACCUUCGUCAGCCAAAGCAAGAACAAAGCUUAUACAACAGUAAGCAAGGAGAAGAUCAACUCCCACACCAAGAUCAGCAACAUCAUAACACAUGUCAAUAUCGUCAGCAAUUGACGCCUCAACAUCAACACCAGAAUCAUAAUCAACAACAUCCGCAACACCCACACCAAUCUCCGCAGUACCCACAUCAUGAUCAGCACACUCCACAACAUUUCCAUCAACACCAGCAACACCCACAUCUAUAUCAGCAGCAACCACACCCUGAUCAUCACACCCCGCAACAACAUCAUUCACACCAGCAACAUCCAUAUCCAUAUCAGCAACAGCAACAACAACAGCAUACGAAGAGGGGAUUGGUGUGCUUGUAUCCUGAAGUCAGAACGCCCAUUGCUCACACUCUGCAUUAUCUCGCCUCUCCUCCAGCCCAGCUGGGUGGUACGUUUGGUUCUUCACCAGGUAACGUGCAGCUAUCUCAAAAUCAACAGUAUGUGCAGGGGUCUGCUAUUCACGAGUCUUUCAUUCCCCAGCAUAUUUAUCCUCCACCACUUGCAAGCCAUGGAGAAGUUGUGGACAACAAGGAUUUGUUUUUGACUACUCUAAGCAAGUUUCAUGCCGCACUUGGCACCAAAUUAUCUAUACCCAGAAUAGGAGGCAAGGAUUUGGAUCUUCAUCUUCUAUACAAAGAAGUGACAGCUCGUGGUGGGCUAGAAAUGGUCAUUAAAGAUAGGAAAUGGAAGGAGAUCACUUUGGUGUUCAACUUUCCUCCAACAACUACGAGUGCCUCAUUUGUCUUACGAAAGUAUUAUUUUUAUCUGCUUCACCAGUAUGAGCAGGUUUACUUCUUUCAGCGUAAGGGACCUGUAGUUUCAUCAUCAGUUUGCCUCCCUUCAGUAUCUCCAGCUUCCCAUUCACUGUCAGAGACAGAAUGCACACGUUCACCUUCGGAAGGUCCUGUAGUAGAUAAGAAAAAGCAGAAGAUUGAUUCUGCCCAAGCACUUGGAGUUGACCCGGCAUCAUCUAUUGGAACUGUUGUUACUGGUUGUAUUGACGGAAAAUUUGAGCAUGGUUACCUAGUCAAUGUGACUGUUGGGACAAGGAAAAUGAGGGGUGUUUUGUACCAUGUUCCUCCUUCCAGCACUGUACCACAGCAUGCAACUGUAUAUUCCUUUAUGAAUAGCCUGGGUAAUGAGUUCAAACCCUCUGUCACAGAACAGCAGAUUCAACGCAGGCGAAAAAAAAAGCUAAUGACUAGAAAGGAUCCCAGUGCACCAAGGCAGAACAGAACUGGCUAUAACUUUUUCUUUGCUGAGCAACGAGCUAGGUUGAAGUCAACUCAACCAGAUAAGGAUAGAGCAAUUAGCAAGAUGAUUGGAGAUCUGUGGAAUAGCCUUUCAGAGGAUGAAAAACUUCCCUAUCAAGAACGUGGUAUACAAGAAAAGGAACGCUAUAGAAAAGAGAUGUGCGAAUACAAGGAAAGAAAGCGACUUCAGGCUCAAGGUGUUGUGGUUGGAACCAGCAGUUCUCUGAGUAGCUUGCAGAUGGAGACAAAAUGUGAUCACUUGAGUGAUAUUGAUUUGAAUGUAGGGGAAGAGCCCCAGUAGUUGAUCACCUUAACUUAGCGCUUCUCAAAAUCUUACGUGGAAAUUUUAAAUCACUCCCAAUUUUUUAUAGUAGCUUACUUGGCAAGUCCCCUGCUUAUAACUAAGCUUUCAGCACCACAUCAUAAGUAUGGUGCCACAUCAGCAUGCUUUUUGCCAAGGUGUCCAAAACAGCCCCAAAAAAAGUGAGACCAAUAGGCAUGCAAAAGAGGCCCCAAUAGUUGUGCAGCUGAUAUGGCAUCACCUGAUUGGUUAUUUUUACAAUAUUAGUACAUUUCCUAAGAACUAUUGGUACAUUUCCUAACAAAAAUUGAUAUUUUAUGUUUCAAACAAUAGGUUUUAUUUGUUCAAUUUUUGGAACAAAAGGUAUCAACAACUCUCACAACAAUUGGUACAUGCUCAACUACUGGUGCUCUUCCCCUAGUCAAAUCAGUAGAGCUUAAACAAGAACACAUACCAUAUCAGAAGCAGAUUGCUCAGCCCUUGUCAGAGAGUAGCUCUGUGACAAGCAGUAGCAACCAUCAAACUCCUGUUCCAGGAAAUUCUGAUGUGAAUGCCAUAAAGAAUUUAUCAUCUGAUGAUGGAUAACCUCCUACUAUUGAUUUGCAAGACACGGGAAAGAAGUUGUUUGAGCUAGAUGUAUCUAAUCAGCAGAAGCCAGUUUGAAUUAGGAAUAUAAACUUAGUUGUACCAUAUAUAUUUCAUGUACCAAUGUCUUAUAGGUCAAACAGGUAGUGUUAAGUACAUUCGGACUGUAAGUUUGUAGACAUUAAAUGCACUUUUCUUGUUGCAAACAAGCAACAAAUUUUGUCCAUAUUUAGCAAGAGCUGCCAACAGACUAAGCUUUGAUUAUCAAAUUGGUCAAUUAAAUUUAUAAUGCAAUCUGUGGCUCCUUGAGCAAGUAUAAUACUCGACUAUUGAAGCAUUUUGUUUUGUUGCAGGUUUGAUUAUUAAUUUUCCCGAUAAAUAUUACUCUAUAAUCCCUGCCCUUUGUAGGCAGUGAUAUUACAAUUGGUACACAGUUAGUGCAACCCUUAAUUUUCA
Molecule: messenger RNA, 4072 nt
Organism: Cryptomeria japonica (Japanese cedar)
Lineage: Eukaryota; Viridiplantae; Streptophyta; Pinopsida; Cupressales; Cupressaceae
Exons: 6
Coding region: 890-3031 (713 amino acids)
Molecular function (GO): DNA binding
Source: RefSeq, a predicted model, not a curated record